UGGAAGGGUGACUGUACACUCUGGAUAUCGUUCAGAGCUGCUUUGGCAAACCAGAAGUUACUGAAAAUGUCGAGCAGGUAUCAUAAAGCAGCAGCCGAUGGCAAUUUGGAUCUCUUGAAAGAAGCCACUAGGAAAGACCUGAAUACUUCAGAUGAGGAUGGGAUGACACCCACCCUUCUGGCAGCAUACCAUGGUUAUCUAGAAGCUCUGGAAGUCAUAUGCCGGAGGGGAGGCGAUCCAGACAAAUGUGACAUCUGGGGGAACACACCUCUCCACCACGCUGCUUGCAAUGGUCACAUCCCUUGUGUUUCUUUUUUGAUCAACUUUGGUGCAAACAUCUUUGCUCUGGACAAUGACCUUCGCACCCCCCUGGAGGUGGCUGCCAGCAGAGACCGCAAUGAAUGUGUCCAAAUCCUGGACAAAGCAGCCACCGAGCAGAACAUGCUGAAUCCAAAGAAGGUCUCCAAACUCAAAGCGCAAGCCCAGAGGAACGUGGAGAAACAAAUCAAGGAAUGCGAGAAGCGCCAAGAGAAACACCAGCAUGAAAUGAACCAGAAUUAUAUGAAAGAAAAGGUUGGCACAGCAAAUUCUUCCAGAGGGACACACUCCAGAGUAAAGUUGCCUAGUCUCUUUGCUUCAAAUACAACAAGUUCUUUCUCCAAAAAUCUGAAAGAUACCUUCAAACUGAAGGCAAAAAAGAUAGCUGACAGCACAAAAAGUCAGGAAAGCAACGCCCAAGAGAAUGGUACGGGUAGGAGAACUGUGAUGCAUUUUUUUGAUGAGAAAGAAGAGGAUGAAUUACUGAAUGAGCCUGGAGAGAAAAGCUUUUCUGAUAAUGACAGUCAACUCUCCAUUUUUAAGCGGCCAGGUCUUGGCAAGAUUGUAUUUGGAAGGAAUUUGGCUGCGGAUGUAAAUCCUGAAACUGUGUCUUCUGAGAAAGAAAACACAAGCUUUAAAAUGUCCAGUGAGCUCUUUCAGUUUGAAAAUGCUGAAAAUGGCAGGGAAGAUGAUGCUGAAAAUGGUGCUGAUAUCUCUUGGUACGAGGAAGAAGUCAUUUGGGAUGACGAGGAAGCAGAGAGCACACCCCUUGAGGUAUUUCUGGCAUCGCAGAUGCUGGAUGAGUUUCUUCCAGUCUUCAUGAGGGAAAAAAUUGAUUUAGAUGCCCUAAUGCUAUGUUCUGAUGAGGACCUACAGAGCAUUCAGAUGGAACUUGGGCCAAGAAAGAAAGUCUUGAAUGCAGUAAAUAAAAGAAAACAGGCACUCAAGAACCCUGGAAAGACUGUAGACACUUGUUUAUAAAUUAAGAUACCUGCUGAUGUAACCUGCACACUGAUUCAUUAUCUUUUCCUCUUUCCAAAGAACAUGCAAUUCUUUUCAGAAGUCUGCUAAAGCAAAGAGCAGAAAAGUUACCAAUUGCUUUAGAAAGUACAGCAAGGACAAAGAUUUUUCUCUCUGAAUAGAUAGCUGUGAUGAACAGGAUAUUAAUUCCAGCAUAAUCUGCCAAAAAGAAAGAAUGUGAAGACAAAACCCCAAAAGCUACGGAUUCAAAGCUUUUUCUCCCUGAACUGUUUAUAGGGAUUGGGUUUCUUUUGGUCUGAAUAAUCUAAAACAUUAGUGAAGACCAGCCACACUACAUUCCUUAAUAAAGCCCAUCCUUUCUUCUCCAAAACCACAAUGCAAAGAACAUUCUUGAAGCUGGAGAGCUUUGAGUUUUCUUCAUUCACUUCUGUCCAAGUCCUACAAACUGCUCUUCCUGGUAGUGAUGAUAUGUUAGAAAUAGGACCUGAACCUUGAUUAUUGACUCAAAUAACCUCUGAAUGAAUGUAAAUAAGAUCAGUUUACAGCAAGUUUUAUGUUCUUGUCAGUAACAUGUUUUCCUAUUGUAUUGAUACUAAUUUAAAAAAUACAUGAAGCAUCUUGCCAAGAGA
This is a messenger RNA of Strigops habroptila (Kakapo), 1928 nucleotides long. It is a transcript of the gene ANKS4B, whose product is annotated as ankyrin repeat and sterile alpha motif domain containing 4B. Gene Ontology annotation, biological process: brush border assembly. Gene Ontology annotation, molecular function: protein binding. NCBI's taxonomy places the organism in Eukaryota, Metazoa, Chordata, Aves, Psittaciformes, Psittacidae. The record is from RefSeq and is a predicted model, not a curated record. The coding region runs from base 67 to 1299 and encodes 410 amino acids. The transcript is spliced from 2 exons.